AUGUCCGUCGUCGAGGCAUGCCCUCACAGGCUCACUCAAUCACAGACGCUAGCCAUGCAAGCGUAUCUACAACAGGUGUUUGAGGGGAAAAUCGACUUCGAGGGGCAGAAAAAGGUGGAGACGCUAGUCAGGACAGUUAUCAUCGCUGCAACGAUUGGUUCAUUUCUGCUCGGUUUUGCUCUCCAAUCGCUACGUAUUACGCUUGGCGCGUUUUCUAUCGCGUGCGUCGUUCUGUAUCUGAUCGUUAUACCUCCUUGGCCGAUGUACAGGCGACAUCCAGUACAGUGGCUUCAAGCGAAGCAGGGAAAGGUACAAUGA
This is a messenger RNA of Fibroporia radiculosa, 318 nucleotides long. RefSeq lists its product as uncharacterized. Gene Ontology annotation, cellular component: signal peptidase complex; endoplasmic reticulum membrane. Bases 1 to 318 code for a protein of 105 amino acids. Gene Ontology annotation, biological process: protein targeting to ER. Lineage: Eukaryota; Fungi; Basidiomycota; Agaricomycetes; Polyporales; Fibroporiaceae. The transcript has 4 exons. The record is from RefSeq and is a predicted model, not a curated record.